Molecule: messenger RNA, 1788 nt
Organism: Rhinocladiella mackenziei CBS 650.93
Lineage: Eukaryota; Fungi; Ascomycota; Eurotiomycetes; Chaetothyriales; Herpotrichiellaceae
Exons: 2
Coding region: 1-1788 (595 amino acids)
Biological process (GO): intra-Golgi vesicle-mediated transport
Cellular component (GO): TRAPPII protein complex; trans-Golgi network
Source: RefSeq, a predicted model, not a curated record
AUGGAGACAAGCUUCUUCAAGACAUCUUUACUGGACGCCAUCAUCCCUAACGACACAGAUACGGAGCUCUCUGAUCUCCUGGAGAGCAAUGGAGACCUCCCGGGCGAUUCAACCCGCCUUCUGGCCAUCAAAGAGAGAGAUAUCUUGUUCUUUGAUGAAAGAUUGAGGGCCUUGGCCGUCCUGCAACUGCCACAUUGUGAUGAAGAUACACUUCGGUCAUACCUCUCGCGACUGUCCUACACGAUUGAUGUCUGGGCUAUCGAUGAAUUAUCGAGCAAUGACCCAAGCGCUCCACCGACAACACCGCCCAAGGAUUUGGUGUUCUCUGCUGAACGCAUACAGAAGAACGAGCCCAUGGUCCUCGCCAGUCAAUCCACCGACAGCAGCCAGACCUUGACACUGAUCUGGGAAGUCGAGAUCGUCCUCAACCGGCCCAGAUUUCGCGUUCCUCAGCCAGCCAUCAUUUUCAUACCAUCGGCCACCAUCGGUGCUUCCCCACCAGACGAAAACAAGCAAGAUGGUGACCUGACGCCUUUCCAACCUCUCGAACCCAAUGUCCUGGAACCAAUGCGUCUUAUUCCAGGGCUCCAUGACAAUCCGCCAUAUAUUGCCGCUUCGAGGCUCCAAAGAACACUGCCUGUUCCUGCAGCCCACAAACCCCGAAUCCACAUCCCACAUGUCCCAUCACGGCGGCACAGAGCAGUACCUGCAACAAUUGCUCGACUACGCUACAACAAAGUCAAUGCCCCUUCUGCCUCCCCAGCCAAUGUUGCCAUACUGGACAUGGAGAUUAUCCCCUUUGUUCAGGUAGAUGCCGCCAUUGAACAUGUCGAUCUCACACCGAAGAAUGGCCGUGCCGAAUCAUUGAUGUCGGGGUUCUUGCCAAUGCCAUGUCGAUCUGGGGACUGUCUCACUUUUAUGUACAAACUCCAUCAAGCCACAGACCCAAACCUUUCUCUCGGAAUUGGUUUUGCCAAUACCAACGUCGACGAGCUUUCAAUCAAAAUCCGGCUGAGUGUCCAGCUGAAUCCGAACUGUCGACCACAAGUGAUCAUGGAAUGGACAACUCAUGUCGACUUCACACAGGCGUUGAAUCCUUCCUUUGGCCCGCCUUCGCAACCUAUCCAACGACCCAAUCGACCAACAAGUCUCUCCGUUGGUAAUGGCAACGGGUCUUCGGUGACGAUGACCGCUAUCACCACCAGCUUCCAACCAACAUCUGACACGAAGCUACAAAGUGGCCUCUCUAUAUCUUUCACCGCGUCCGAUACGCCAGUCCAAGUCGGAAACCCAUUUGUCUGGAAAGUUUUGGUCGUGAAUUGCUCUGCAAAGAUGGCCAAGAUCGCAAUCAUUCCACUGCCACGCAUCCAAAGACAAGCCACCCAAGCCCAAUUCUUCGCCAAACGUCAUGCUCCGAAGUCAUCCACCGCAUCCUUCCAUCCGAGUGAGCGACGACAUACCAAGGACGGCGACGACGUCGACAUUGCACAAGCCAUCGCCGAUGAAAAUGUUGUCUAUGCCAUGCAUCAUUCGAGCGCUAUACCGCCCGAGACGGAUUUGAUGGCGCUGACGGCCGAAUUGAAGAUUGGGCCACUCGGGCCGGGACAGUGUCAUGAAAGCGAGAUCCAAAUGGUUGCUUUCGAGAGUGGGUCUUUGAGGGCGGAUGCAAUCAGAAUAGUGGACUUGGCUAGAGAAACGGAAGAAGGGGCUAUGGCAAUGGGUGUGGUGACGGAUAUCAGAGAUUUACCAGAUAUUGUCGUGGCGAACGCUGCGGACGAAACACACUGA